Messenger RNA from Amborella trichopoda, 2596 nucleotides. RefSeq names its product glycerophosphodiester phosphodiesterase GDPDL6. Gene Ontology annotation, molecular function: glycerophosphodiester phosphodiesterase activity. Gene Ontology annotation, biological process: lipid metabolic process. The record is from RefSeq and is a predicted model, not a curated record. Lineage: Eukaryota; Viridiplantae; Streptophyta; Magnoliopsida; Amborellales; Amborellaceae.
GAACCGGAAGCUUCAACGGCUUCUGGUGAUGAAAAUUAGCUCAUUUUAUUAACUGUUUAAUUCCUUGCAAUUAAGGUGAAUAAAGGAUUCCAGGCUUUUUCUUGGUUUCUAGAGAGAAAAAUGGGGCAAAAUGUGUUGUUGAUUCUGUUUCUUCUGCAAGGGUGCUGGUUCAGCUCAUUGUCUGGGCAGAAAUCUUCAUCGAAAUGGGCGACUCUAAGCGGCAACGCACCAGAAGUCAUAGCACGGGGUGGAUUUUCGGGCCUUUUUCCUGAAUCAAGCGAUUUCGCCAACAGUUUUGCAUUAUCGGUUAGCCUCAGUAAUGUGGUAUUACUAUGUGAAUUGCAACUCACAAAGGAUGGCAGAGGCAUUUGCCGAUCAGACCUUAGGCUCGAUAACUCGACAAACAUUGCCGAUGUUUAUCCCCAUAAUAAAAAAACUUACAUUGUUAAUGGUAAGCCGCUUCAAGGAUGGUUCGCAAUCGACUUUUUGGAAAGGCAACUCUUCAACAAAGUCACCUUGAUUCAAAAUAUAUUUUCACGUCCGAGUAUAUUCGACAAUGUCUUGCCAAUAGCUGCAGUUGAGGAUGUUCAACGUAUGCGUCCACCACCUCGGUUUUGGCUCAGUGUUCAGUAUGAUACAUUCUAUACACAGAACAAGCUGGACAUGGCAUCAUAUGUGAUCUCUCUCUCGAAAACCUCUAUUCUGGAGUUUGUCUCUUCACCAGAAGUCGGUCUUUUGAAGAAUAUCAAUGGCAAGCUCAAAGGAGGAAAAACCAAACUCAUCUUCCAAUUCUUAAAACCAGAGGACAUUGAACCUUCAACUAAGAAGACAUAUGCUUCUUUACUUGAAAAUUUAUCAUCUAUCAAGGCAUUUGCAUCUGGAGUUCUUGUUCCCAAGAAUUACAUUUGGGCUGUGAAUUCAGAUUUAUAUCUUAAAUCUCCUACUACUCUUGUUAAGGAUGCUCAUAAAGUAGGAUUAGAAGUUUAUGCAUCCGGUUUUGCAAAUGAUUUCCCAGCAAGUUACAACUAUAGUUAUGAUCCUGUAGCUGAGUAUUUGCAGUUCAUUGAUAAGUCUGACUUCUCUGUUGAUGGGGUGCUUACUGACUUUCCUUCGACUGCGUCAGAGGCAGUAGGUUGCUUGGCACGUAGUGAAAAGAGUGCUACUCCUUCUGCCCUUGAGAAACCUUUGAUUAUCACACACAAUGGGGCAAGUGGUGUUUAUGCUGGUUGCACUGACUUGGCUUACAAGCAAGCAGUGAAGGAUGGGGCUGAUAUUAUUGAUUGUUCUGUUCAAAUGACCAAAGAUGGGUUCCCCAUAUGCAUGACCAUUGCAGAUCUUACUGGAGACACAACAGCAAUGCCUUCAUUUAUGUCCCGUGCUAUUGUAAUCCAGGAAAUUCAAGAGAAUAGUGGAAUUUUCUCUUUCGAUCUUACUUGGGAAGAGAUUCAGACCUUGAAGCCUGUACUAAACAGCCCCUUGGGACCUGCAGCCAUGCCACGAAACCCAGCAGUCAAAAAUGAAGGGAAAUUUAUGGCACUCCAUGAUUUCUUGGUUCUUGCAAAGGAUAUGAAUGUUACUGGGGUUUUGAUCAAUGUAGAGAAUGCAUUUUACCUGGCAUCAAAGAAGGGCCUCAGCAUAACCGACUCGGUCCUCGACACUUUACGCAAUGCAAGCUAUGAUAAAGAGAAUUCUCCUCAAGUAAUGAUCCAAUCUGGAGAUAGUGCAGUGCUCUCUAAGAUUAAGAAAGUGGCACCAAGCUAUAAGAGAGUUUACUUGAUUGAUGAGAUAAUUAGUGAUGCUAAUAAACUCACAGUUGAAGAGAUCAAGCAAUUUUCUGAUGCAGUGAACCUUCCUAGAGCCUCUAUAAUGACAAAUUCAGGGUCAUUUUUGGUGAGCUUAACCGAUGUGGUAGAUAAGAUGCAUUCUGCAAACAUCUCUGUUUUUAUUUCGGUUCUAAGGAAUGAGUUUGUUACGAUUGCAUUCGACUUCUUCGCGGAUCCAACCAUGGAGAUCAAUACGUAUGUCAAAGCAGUUGGAGUUGAUGGGAUUGUAACUGAAUACCCUGCAACUGCAAGCGCAUAUAUGGGGAGUCCAUGUUUCAGUCAAAAUGAAGAUGCAGCAUAUACCAUACUUCCAGUUGAAGCAGGUGCUCUACUGGGUUUAGUUAACGAGGAUGCCUUGCCGCCAGCUGAGGCGCCAGCCCCGGUCUUGACUGUAGCCGAUGUGGAGGAGCCACCAUUGCCAUCGCUUGCUGAUGCAUCUAAGAACACGCAAAGCCCAGCCCCAACCGCCACCCCUUCGCCUAGUGGUGUGCCAACUGGUGCUACCAUUAGUGUGGCCUUGUGUUUGGUCACUAUGGUGCUCGGUCUUCUCUCCCUGGGCCACCAUUAACAUGUAAGUUUGAGAUCUUUAACUGUGGAUAUCAGAUUGUAUGUUAGUGUGUGUUGCUUUCUAAUGAUUUGUGAGACAUUGUUGGUUGUUUUAUUUGUUUACUUGGAGCUUUCCAAGGACAUUAAGGGAGAAAUGUACAAACUCAAUUGUUUGGUUGUAUAAUUUUGAAACUUGGAACUCUUGAACAAAUUUGGCCAAUGUUUGU